This is a messenger RNA of Asterias rubens (European starfish), 1891 nucleotides long. RefSeq names its product monocarboxylate transporter 12-like. The record is from RefSeq and is a predicted model, not a curated record. Lineage: Eukaryota; Metazoa; Echinodermata; Asteroidea; Forcipulatida; Asteriidae. The coding region runs from base 1 to 1656 and encodes 551 amino acids. The transcript has 4 exons. Gene Ontology annotation, molecular function: monocarboxylic acid transmembrane transporter activity. Gene Ontology annotation, biological process: transmembrane transport.
AUGGACUAUGAACGGAUUCCUAUGCAUGAUGUAGACGAUGACAUCUUACUGGACGAGGCCUCACAAUAUUAUGGGGUCGCACCACAUGAGGUUUCACCAGUUGAGGUUUCACUAGUUGAGAUUUCACCAGUUGAGUUACCACCAGUUGAGUUACCACCAGUUGAGUUACCACCAGUUGAGUUAGCACCAGUUGAGGUCUCACCAGUUGAGGUCUCACCAGUUGAGGUCUCACUACAUGAGGUCCCAUCUGUUGAGGUCUCACCAGUUAAGGUCCCACUCCAUGCGAUCUCACCAGUUAAUACCUCACCCUCAUUACAUGAGGUCUCACCACAUGAGGUCUUGCAAGAUAAGGUAUCUGGAAAAGACGGGGGUCGGUCUGGAUGGAUAGCUGUGUUUUCGCUCUGGAUGCAGGCGUUUAUCUGGACAGGGUUAUUUAAAGGUCUUGGUCUAAUGUUACCGAUAUUACAGCAACAGUUCGACACUAAUGGUGCCAUUAUCGGCUGGAUGGUUGGAAUGAUCGGUGCUAUGAUAGGAUUCCUUAGUGGAAAGCCGGAAAAGUCCACUGUCUUUGUUGUUACAGGUCCAUUUUCAGGAGCAAUUGGACGAACGUUUGGGACCGGAGUUGCUUGCAUCAUCUGUGGAACAGCGGUUGGUUUUUCAGCAAUACUUGCAUCCAUUACAGCUAAUGCUCUCCAAAUGGCCAUUAUUUUAACGUUAUUUUUAGGACCUAGUCUUGGUAUUCCUGACAUCCUUCUCAAAGAAGCCGUGGGUCGUCGUUUUGAUAAGAACUAUGUGACAGCUCUCUGCAUUGGGAAGACAGGUACAUCUUUCGGGAUGCUGCUCUUGACUCCUCUAUCGCAGCUGUUCUUAGAUACCUAUGGAUGGAGGGGAACAUUACUCCUUCUUGGUGGCCUCUCAUUUCAUCUAACCGUGUGUGGCGCCCUCAUGAUUUCAACAGACAACAAAACACUGCAAACUACCCACCGAUCAGCUAACGCGACCUUACAAAACCCGACAGCUAAUACAACCCUCCGUGAUCGAUGUAGUGCUGUGUGGAAAAGUGCAGUUCAGAAUCUGGACGUGAAACUGCUCCUGAAUUUACGUUACUGGUCAGUUACGUUUAUGCUCUGCUGCUCACAGUUAAGCUUCGACAUGUGGAUCGUGUACUUUGUUUCCAUGGUUCAGACCAAAGGGUUUUCAGCAGAAGAUGCAGCAACGUUUGUGACGGUUGCUGGUGUUGGGCAUUUACUGGCUAGAGCAAGCCAGGGCUUCAUACUGGACCGAUGGGUGAAAUCUUACAGCAUCCCAAUGGCGAUUUUGUUCUCUACGGCCGGUGCAAUGUUCUUCGCAACGCCUUGGCUGAACUUGUACUGGGAACUGAUGCUGUCAGCAGUGCUUGUUUUGUUUUCCGUUGGUGCUGUUUUGUGUCUUUUUGAAGUUCUUUUUAAGCAGAUCCUCGGAGUGGAAUUGCUGACCGGAGCACUUGGAUGGGCUGGGAUAACAAUUGCUGUACUGAGGUUUACCUUAGUAUUUAUACCAGGUUUGAUGUACGAUCUCUCUGGUAGCUACAACGGUGCAUUUAUCUUUCUCGGUGUCAUGCAAUCUCUAUGCUUGAUUCCACUUGGUUGUCUCAAGUAUUUCAAGAUCAUCCAAUAGGUGGAAUCUUUUCUUUAAAACAUGUUACGUGUAUUAAAUAUUGGACAAUAAGUGUAAGAUCAUCCAAUAGCUGGAAUGUUUUCUUUAAAACAUGUUGUGUAUUAAAUAAUGGACUGUACUGAAUAUUGGGCUAUACGUGUAAGAUCAUCCAAUAGGUAAAACAUUUUCUAUAAAAAAUUGUACGUGUAGUAAAUAUUAAAGCCAUUGGACCCUUUCGGUAAACAGUAUUAAUAAA